Messenger RNA from Naegleria lovaniensis, 1449 nucleotides. RefSeq lists its product as uncharacterized. The transcript has 3 exons. Gene Ontology annotation, biological process: protein folding; response to heat. Lineage: Eukaryota; Heterolobosea; Eutetramitea; Acrasida; Naegleriidae. Bases 1 to 1449 code for a protein of 482 amino acids. The record is from RefSeq and is a predicted model, not a curated record. Gene Ontology annotation, molecular function: ATP binding; heat shock protein binding.
AUGAAAAAGUCAAUCAAAUUGGCCCACUCUAUCAUUCGGCAAACAGCAACAAGAAGCAGUUCGACUCUUACAAACUCUUCUGUGCAUCUCAUCUGCCCAUCGGGUUUUAUUUUCAACAGGAAUUCUUCAUCAGAGAGCAAUCCAUUCUUUAAUUUUAUUACUCCGUCAUGUUCAACUUGUUAUUUUCAUACUACCUCUUUCCAAGCAAAAGAAAAAGAUCCCUAUAAAAUUCUCGGAGUCCCUAAAACUGCUACUAAAGAAGAAAUUAAAAAGAAAUUCAAAGAAAUGGCUAAAAAAUUCCAUCCCGAUAUUAAUAAGGCUCCCGAUGCCAAAGAAAAAUUUGCAGAAUUGAAUGGAGCUUAUCAAAUCCUGGUGGAUGAUGAAAAACGUAAAAUGUAUGACAUGACUGGAUCUACAGAACAAGCAGACUUUGCGGGUGCGGAUGGAGGACCUUUUGGUGGUGGAUUUGGUGGAGGAAUGUCAAGAGAACAGGCUGAAGAGAUUUUCAAUCAAUUUUUCGGUCGUGGUGGUCCAUUUGGUGGAGAUUUUUCAAGUGCAUUUGGUGGAGAUCCAUUUGGCGGAAUGGGUGGUAGAGGUGCAGCACCAAGAGGACCUAGACAAGGUGCUGAUGUUCGUAAAUCGAUUCGAAUUUCAUUGAAAGAGGCUGUGACUGGAACUAAAAAGGAGUUGAGAAUUAAUAAGGCAGUCGAAUGUACAUCGUGUGGUGCUACUGGAGUUAAGGCUGGAACAAAACCAAAGACAUGUACACAUUGUAAUGGAACAGGUACAAUGACGAUGCAACAGGGAUUUUUCAUAAUGCGAUCAACAUGUGAGGCUUGUGGUGGUAGUGGCAAACUUCAUGAAGAUUGUCCAUCAUGUAAAGGCGAGGGAUAUACAUCAGAAAUGAAAACAGUGGAAGUGACAAUACCUUCUGGUGUUGACACUGGAACUACAUUAAGAUUGCCUGGACGAGGUGCUGCCGGACAACGAGGAGGCCCACCCGGUGACAUGUUUUUAGAAGUGUUUGUUGAACCUGAUCGUAACUUUACGAGAAAAGGUGAUGAUUUGGAAACAAAAACAAAUAUUUCACUCUCCCAGGCUGUAUUGGGAGGAUCAGUCGACAUUAAUACCAUCACUGAUGAAAAAGUUACUGUUCACAUCCCGUCAGGAUCUCAACAUGGAGACAGAGUAGUAUUGAAAGGAAAAGGCGUCAAACCAAAGAACAAAUUCUCAGCUGGUAAUUUGAAUGUGUAUCUCAAUAUUCAAAUACCAAGAAAUUUAACGGGUGAACAACGAGAAUUAUUUGAACAGUUUGCACAAUUAGAAACAGACCGAACAGGAAAGGUGAAUGCUCCAACAGAUCAUUCUUCAUCAAGUGAUCAGUCUGAUCAAGGAGAGAAGAAGGGUUUCUUUGAAAAUUUAAAAUCCAAACUCAAUAAAAAGGAAUAA